AUGUCUGCCGAUAAAGGAUUGGAAGAAGUCCCUGAGGGACAGAUCGAGUCUAACUACGAUGAGGUCUUCGACUCCUUCGAUGCCAUGAACCUCAACCCUGAGCUGCUUCGCGGUGUCUAUGCUUAUGGUUUCGAGCGUCCCUCUGCUAUCCAGCAGCGUGCCAUCAUGCCCAUCAUCAAGGGUAACGAUGUCAUCGCUCAGGCCCAGUCUGGUACUGGAAAGACUGCCACUUUCUCCAUCUCCGCUCUCCAGAAGAUCGACACCAACCUGAAGGCCUGCCAGGCCCUCAUUGUCGCCCCUACCCGUGAGUUGGCUCAGCAGAUCCAGAAGGUCGUUGUUGCCAUUGGUGACUUCAUGAGCAUCAACUGCCACGCCUGUAUUGGUGGUACUGCUGUCCGUGAUGACAUGAACGCUCUCCGUGAGGGCCCUCAGGUCGUUGUCGGUACCCCCGGUCGUAUCCACGAUAUGAUCCAGCGCCGUGUCCUGCGCACCGACAGCAUGAAGCUCUUCAUCCUUGACGAGGCUGAUGAGAUGUUGUCUCGUGGUUUCACCGAGCAGAUCUACGAUAUCUUCCAGCUCCUCCCCCAGUCUACCCAGGUCACCCUGCUCUCUGCCACCAUGCCCCAGGAUGUCCUUGAGGUCACCACCAAGUUCAUGCGCGACCCCAUCCGUAUCCUGGUCAAGAAGCAGGAACUUACCCUUGAAGGUAUCAAGCAGUUCUACAUUGCUGUCGAGAAGGAGGAGUGGAAGCUCGACACCCUCUCCGAUCUUUACGAGACUGUCACCAUCACCCAGGCCGUCAUCUUCUGCAACACCCGCCGCAAGGUCGACUGGCUCACUGACAAGCUCACUGCCCGUGACUUCACUGUCUCCGCCAUGCACGGUGAUAUGGAGCAGGCUCAGCGUGAUGUUAUCAUGAAGGAGUUCCGCUCUGGUUCUUCCCGUGUCCUGAUCGCCACUGACCUUUUGGCCCGUGGUAUCGACGUCCAGCAGGUCUCCCUGGUUAUCAACUACGACCUGCCUGCCAACCGUGAGAACUACAUUCACCGUAUCGGUCGUGGUGGUCGUUUCGGUCGUAAGGGUGUUGCCAUCAACUUCGUCACUGCUGACGAUGUCCGCAUGAUGCGUGAGAUCGAGCAGUUCUACAGCACCCAGAUCGAGGAGAUGCCCAUGAACGUUGCUGACCUCAUCUAA
Aspergillus bombycis is the source of this 1194-nucleotide messenger RNA. RefSeq names its product putative eukaryotic translation initiation factor 4 (gene tif1). The record is from RefSeq and is a predicted model, not a curated record. Lineage: Eukaryota; Fungi; Ascomycota; Eurotiomycetes; Eurotiales; Aspergillaceae. The coding region runs from base 1 to 1194 and encodes 397 amino acids. The transcript has 6 exons. Gene Ontology annotation, molecular function: ATP binding; RNA helicase activity; RNA binding.